Molecule: messenger RNA, 1761 nt
Organism: Thamnophis sirtalis
Lineage: Eukaryota; Metazoa; Chordata; Lepidosauria; Squamata; Natricidae
Source: RefSeq, a predicted model, not a curated record
GAAUGAGAUGGAAAGACACUUUUUGGAGCUGCUGCAGUUCAAUAUCAAUGUUCCUGCCAGUGUUUACGCCAAAUACUACUUCGACCUACGCUCCUUAGCAGAUGAUAACAACUUGUGCUUCCUGCUGGAGCCGCUCAGUAAAGAACGAGCACAGAAAUUAGAGGCUAUCUCCCGGCUGUGUGAGGACAAAUACAAAGACUUGUCAAAAGCUGCUAUGAGACGGUCCUUCAGUGCCGAUAACCUAGUUGGCAUUCACCGUUCUAACGCCAUCCUCUCUUGAUCAAGAAGGAAAGCCACAACACUGGCACCAGCAUCCUUACAAGUGGAACCACACUUUGACUCCCAGCUUCACCAGUCAGCAGCGAUCGUGACUUUCACAUGGAGGACGGGGUGAGCAAAUACGCCAAGGAAGUUCAGAGCUGGAGGAGGAGUUUAAUUCCAUAGGGAAGAAAAGAAGGAGCCUUGUCAAAGGGGGAACACUCCCUUUAAAAUCCAGAGGUGCAGAAACUUUUGAUGAGUCUUUUUUUCCCCUUUUCUCCAAACUAAUCUCCUCAAUCCAGAGAUGUUUGCUUACUAUGUAGGCCUAUAGCUGUGAGCUCUCUGCAUUUUAAAUAAUGACUAGUUUUAAAACUUAGACUUUGAACAUUAACAACACAGUCACAAUGUUCUUUCCUCCUCAGUAACCCAGGACCCAACUGCAGUUGCCUUUCCAAGUCAGUGCAACAACCUUCAUGCUAAUACGGCGAAACGUCACUCUGGAACUGACGCCGUGGCAUUAGCAAGCAAAGAUUUCUCUUGUCUUUCAGUACGCACACUUCCAACUUCCCUAAUUGUUUGUACACUGGUGGUCAAUUUGGGGCAAGGAGUUGCUGAGUAGUAUCUGCUAAGGGUAAACAAAAUCUCUUCGUUUGAGGUUGUCAGAGCAAAAGGAAAUGGUAGGGGGAGGAGAGGAGGAGCAGAGGAAGGAUGUUCUGCAUUUGCUAGUAAGUAAAGAAGUGGUUCGGGGUCUAUUUCUUGUCAGUUUUGGUGCAUCUUAUAUAUUCCUCGUCAAGCUGUGGAAGAGACAGAAUUCAUAAUACACUUUCUUUUCUUGAAGUGCUGAAUAGAGUUGCCCUGGAAUCCCUAAGAGAUGAGUUGACUUGUUGAUGAGCUACUUGGCUGAAUUCUUCCAGUACAAACACAAAAUAUAUAACUGCUUUUAUUAUAUGCUUCCAACUAGCUUUAAAUUCCACUGUCAAAACUCUGGUCCUGAUGAGGGGAGAUACGGUUGUUCUCAAUUGAUAAAAUGGAUUAUUUUUCCUUAGAACCUAGCAUUUUUUUUUUAUUAUCUUUGUUCUGAAGUAAAAUUAUAUCGGCUUUUCCUAAAUUUGCUCUUUUAAGAACAGAAAUUUGAAAGAAAUAGAAUUGUUCUUUUUAAGAACGGAAGACAUAUUCUCAAUUUACAGACCUUCACAAUUCUGGGUCACAAUAUCUAAGUGGUUUUGUACUUUAAAACUUCCCACUGGACACUGCUUCUUACAGUUUUGAUUCUUUUUUUUGUCUAUUUAAUUAUGAAACCAAGCUUGCUUCUUGAGUGGUUCAGCAGCACUCAAAUUGUUAGUCUUCAUUACAGUAUUUUAAUCUACCAGCCCCAGUCUGUGGCAUCAGGUAUUGAUUAUAAUUCAACUUUGAAAUAAAUGCUACAUCUUCAGGUGGCUUCCCUUUGUCAUGUUUGUAUUAAAAAAAAAAGAAGAAGCUAAUAAUAAACUCUAUUUUAAUUAA